This is a messenger RNA of Hemiscyllium ocellatum (epaulette shark), 564 nucleotides long. It is a transcript of the gene ndufb7, whose product is annotated as NADH:ubiquinone oxidoreductase subunit B7. Lineage: Eukaryota; Metazoa; Chordata; Chondrichthyes; Orectolobiformes; Hemiscylliidae. The record is from RefSeq and is a predicted model, not a curated record. Bases 49 to 414 code for a protein of 121 amino acids. Gene Ontology annotation, cellular component: mitochondrion. The transcript has 3 exons.
GUUGCUGGUAUACAUCCGGGUCAGAGCGGCGGGGUGACCCUGACAGCCAUGGGGGCGCAUCUAGGGCGGCGGUACUUGACUGAGCCGGACACUGAGCCAGACCCUAGCAAAAUCCCCAGCUUCCCGCCCGAUCUGGGCUUUCCGGAGCGGCAGGAGCGUGUAAUGGUUGCCACACAGCAGGAGAUGAAUGAUGCCCAGUUGCCCCUCAGUCAGCGAGAUUACUGUGCUCAUUACCUCAUCAAGUACCUGAAGUGUAAGCGGGACAUGUGGCCCAACUUCCUGGAGUGUAAACACGAGCGUCAUGACUGGGAUUACUGCGAGCACGAGGAUUAUGUGAUGCGUAUGAAGGAGUACGAGAGGGAACGACGCCUGCUAAUGAGGAAGAAGAUGAUGAAUGAAAGGCAGGCAGCAUGACCAGCUUUUCUGAAGCUGCUGGGUAACUCUGUGUGUGUCUCCAUCUGAGAACAACACUCUGGUCUGGCCUUGUCCUGUGGGUGAUUUUUUUGUUUUGUAUAUAAUUCUAAUACCUCCUAACAUCAAUAAAAGGUCCAGUUAUAAACCCAA